This is a messenger RNA of Culicoides brevitarsis, 634 nucleotides long. Its product is annotated as DNA-directed RNA polymerases I, II, and III subunit RPABC2-like. The transcript is spliced from 2 exons. Gene Ontology annotation, cellular component: RNA polymerase II, core complex; nucleus; RNA polymerase I complex. Gene Ontology annotation, molecular function: DNA binding. NCBI's taxonomy places the organism in Eukaryota, Metazoa, Arthropoda, Insecta, Diptera, Ceratopogonidae. The record is from RefSeq and is a predicted model, not a curated record. Bases 133 to 528 code for a protein of 131 amino acids. Gene Ontology annotation, biological process: transcription by RNA polymerase II; transcription by RNA polymerase I; tRNA transcription by RNA polymerase III.
UUGAGACGAAUUAAAGUGAUAAAAGUCGAAUUCCAAACACGCCAAAUCCAAUUUUGCUCCAGAAUUUUCCUGUUUUUGCGGAUUUUUCGAUAAUUUCUUGCUAAAUUUUUCAUUUAAACCUCAAAUCUCGCCAUGGAUGAUGAUGACUAUGAUGGAAAUGAUAUGGGCGGAGAUGACUUCGAAGACGAAGUAGAAGAAGAUCCCAUUGACGAGCAAGAGGAGGAAGGCGACAACAUCGAAAUCCUCAACGUUGGUCAACUCGGUUCGGCGGGCGGCGUUCCCAAGCACAAACGCAUUACCACAAAAUACAUGACGAAAUACGAGCGGGCGAGAGUUUUGGGAACGCGAGCCUUGCAAAUUGCCAUGUGCGCCCCCAUCAUGGUCGAGCUCGAAGGCGAAACAGAUCCGCUGCAAAUUGCCAUGAAAGAGCUGAAACAACGGAAAAUCCCGAUAAUUAUCAGGAGAUAUUUGCCGGAUCACUCGUACGAGGACUGGAGUAUCGACGAGCUGAUUAUUAUCGAUCAUUAAGAAGCGUGAAUGUGGAAAUUUUUAUUUUAAUUGAAGUAGGAUUAAUCGAAUAAAGUGAUCUAAGAUGACAAAAAAUCAAGUUUUUGGAAGAUUUUAUUAAAAUUUU